AUGCAAAUCUUCGUCAAAACGUUGACAGGAAAAACUAUCACCUUGGAGGUGGAGGCUUCCGAUACCAUCGAGAAUGUCAAAGCCAAAAUCCAAGACAAGGAGGGAAUCCCACCAGACCAGCAGAGACUCAUCUUCGCCGGAAAGCAGCUUGAGGAUGGAAGAACUCUUUCGGACUACAACAUCCAGAAGGAGUCCACUCUCCACUUGGUGCUCCGUCUCAGAGGAGGAAUGCAAAUCUUCGUCAAGACACUCACUGGAAAAACCAUCACUUUGGAAGUCGAGGCUUCCGAUACCAUCGAGAAUGUCAAAGCCAAAAUCCAAGACAAGGAGGGAAUCCCACCAGACCAGCAGAGACUCAUCUUCGCCGGAAAGCAGCUUGAGGAUGGAAGAACUCUUUCGGACUACAACAUCCAGAAGGAAUCGACUCUUCACUUGGUACUCCGCCUCAGAGGAGGAAUGCAGAUCUUCGUCAAGACACUCACUGGAAAAACCAUCACACUCGAAGUCGAAGCCUCCGACACCAUUGAGAAUGUCAAGGCUAAAAUCCAAGACAAGGAAGGAAUUCCACCAGAUCAGCAAAGAUUGAUCUUUGCCGGAAAGCAGCUGGAGGACGGUCGCACUUUGUCCGACUACAACAUUCAGAAGGAGUCGACUCUUCACUUGGUUCUCCGUCUUCGCGGAGGAAUGCAGAUUUUCGUGAAAACUCUUACUGGAAAGACUAUCACUCUUGAGGUUGAAGCCUCGGACACUAUUGAAAACGUCAAAGCCAAGAUCCAGGACAAGGAAGGAAUUCCACCAGAUCAGCAUUGUAAAAUCGAAGUAGCAAGUAUUAAUCAGAAAAUUUCAGGAAAACAGCUUGAGGAUGGACGUACCCUCUCGGACUACAACAUCCAGAAGGAGUCUACUCUCCACUUGGUGCUCCGUCUCAGAGGAGGAAUGCAGAUCUUCGUCAAGACAUUGACCGGAAAGACGAUCACCCUCGAAGUCGAAGCUUCGGACACUAUCGAGAAUGUCAAAGCCAAGAUCCAGGACAAGGAAGGAAUCCCACCAGACCAGCAGCGAUUGAUUUUCGCUGGAAAACAGCUUGAGGAUGGACGUACCCUCUCGGACUACAACAUCCAGAAGGAGUCUACUCUCCACUUGGUGCUCCGUCUCAGAGGAGGAAUGCAGAUCUUCGUCAAGACAUUGACCGGAAAGACGAUCACCCUCGAAGUCGAAGCUUCGGACACCAUCGAGAAUGUCAAAGCCAAGAUUCAAGACAAGGAGGGAAUUCCACCAGACCAGCAGAGACUCAUCUUCGCCGGAAAGCAACUCGAGGAUGGACGUACUCUUUCCGAUUACAACAUCCAAAAGGAGUCUACUCUCCAUCUCGUUCUUCGCCUCCGUGGAGGUAUGCAGAUCUUCGUCAAGACGCUUACCGGAAAGACUAUCACCCUCGAGGUCGAAGCUUCGGACACUAUUGAGAAUGUCAAGGCUAAGAUCCAAGACAAGGAAGGAAUCCCACCAGAUCAGCAACGAUUGAUCUUCGCUGGAAAGCAGCUUGAGGAUGGACGUACCCUCUCGGACUACAACAUCCAGAAGGAGUCCACUCUCCACUUGGUGCUCCGUCUCAGAGGAGGAAUGCAGAUCUUCGUCAAGACUCUGACUGGAAAGACCAUCACUCUCGAAGUCGAAGCUUCUGACACCAUCGAAAACGUUAAGGCCAAGAUCCAGGAUAAGGAAGGAAUCCCACCAGACCAACAGAGACUCAUCUUCGCCGGAAAGCAAUUGGAAGAUGGUAGAACCCUGUCGGAUUACAACAUCCAAAAGGAGUCAACACUCCAUCUUGUCCUUCGUCUCCGUGGAGGUAUGCAAAUCUUCGUCAAGACUUUGACCGGAAAGACCAUCACUUUGGAAGUCGAAGCUUCGGACACUAUUGAGAAUGUCAAAGCCAAGAUCCAGGACAAGGAAGGAAUCCCACCAGAUCAACAAAGAUUGAUCUUUGCUGGAAAGCAACUCGAGGAUGGUCGCACUCUUUCCGACUACAACAUUCAAAAGGAGUCAACACUCCAUCUCGUUCUUCGUCUCCGUGGAGGUAUGCAAAUCUUCGUCAAGACUUUGACCGGAAAGACCAUCACUUUGGAAGUCGAAGCUUCGGACACAAUCGAGAAUGUCAAGGCCAAGAUCCAGGACAAGGAAGGAAUCCCACCAGACCAGCAGCGCUUGAUCUUUGCUGGAAAGCAGCUCGAGGACGGACGCACUUUGUCCGACUACAACAUCCAAAAGGAGUCGACCCUUCAUCUCGUUCUCCGUCUUCGUGGAGGAGAUAUGUAA
Molecule: messenger RNA, 2313 nt
Organism: Caenorhabditis briggsae
Lineage: Eukaryota; Metazoa; Nematoda; Chromadorea; Rhabditida; Rhabditidae
Gene: Cbr-ubq-1
Product: Protein CBR-UBQ-1
Exons: 5
Coding region: 1-2313 (770 amino acids)
Biological process (GO): modification-dependent protein catabolic process; protein ubiquitination
Cellular component (GO): cytoplasm; nucleus
Molecular function (GO): protein tag activity; ubiquitin protein ligase binding
Source: RefSeq, a predicted model, not a curated record